Messenger RNA from Porites lobata, 1957 nucleotides. Lineage: Eukaryota; Metazoa; Cnidaria; Anthozoa; Scleractinia; Poritidae. The record is from the annotation of a GenBank genome assembly.
UUAGUUACUUUGAGUUGCAAUGCAACUGGUAGACCAACACCAACCAUCACUUGGACGAAAGUAGUAGAUAAUGGUACAGAUAGUGCUCCUCUGCUUCCAGUUGUAGAUGGAAAAUAUGUCCUGAGUAAUAUCCAGAGAAGUGCAAAUGGAACAUACCGAUGUACAGCUCACAAUGGAGUAGGCACCACUGUUGAUCACACAGUGAGGGUGAAAGUCGAAUGUAAGUUAUCUUUUUUGCAUUUUUGUGAUUUUAAUUUCCAAACUUCAAUGAUGCUGUAUAGGUAAUACAUCUGUGUAUGAUGCAUCGUACAUGUAUGACCAAAACUGCAUCAUGUUGUCCCCACACAUAAUCUUUACCUUAACAAUCACAGCUCUAAAAACGCUGUGUUAAAGUAUUUCCAUAACCUGUUUCUGCAACGUUUGAGAUUUUUUAUAGUUUCAUGGCCUGGAGGGACACAUCCCAAACGUUUUCCAGAGUUUCAACGCUCUUUAAAUAACAAUCUGCAUUUUCUGUCCCAAUCCUAAAAGGAGAGCCGUGACAAGAACAAGUCAAAGGAAGCGAGCUGUGCUAGUUUUGGUUCAGUUUGAGGUGUCACGUAGGAUUCAUAUGGCGGUCAUUUCCACAAAAACCGGUUGUUGACAAAAGAUCGUCGCGCAGCGCACAUUGGCUCCAGUGAUGGGCCAACGAUUCACAUAAUAUGUACAUUGUUAUUCAUUCAAAAUAUUUCUCCGUUUCUGAUUGCUAAAAGCACACGCAUAAUUCACCAUAACCAGCUACUGUUGACCAAAUUUGGAAGAAUUUUGCGAUUAAUCAACCGAUGACGUCAAAAGUGCAGCAAAUUUGGUCAUCAGUAGCUGGAUCUGGUGAAUUAUGCGUGUGCUUUAAGCCAAUCAGAAUCAGGAAAAUAUUUUGAAUGAAUAGUAAAAAGAAUUAUUCAGAUCUCGGAGGGUGUUAUCCACCUCGGUCUUCGGCCUCGUUGGAUAACAUCCCCCUCGAUCCGCAUAAUUCUUCUUAAGAUACUCGGCCUCAUUCAUUAACUGCUAAUUAAGCGACCUUUUUAUUUGUGUGCAACGGUGACUUGUUGAAUUAUUUUUGUACAGAGCUUAAUUGCCAAUCAUUGUUGCAAAAUAAAACGUAAUAACUACUUACGGCUAAUGGCAUGCCGUCACUGUGAAUAAAACAUGUCAAUGUUACAUGUGCCGCAGACAAUAAGCCAUUUGCACGAUGACGUCUUUUUACUACUAAGGGCAUGUUUACAUGGAGGUGGGGACCUUAGGUAGGUGAGGUAACCCGCCUGUCCACAUAAUCUGUCAUUUCAAUUUAAUCACGUUCACAUGAUAGGUGGGGUAACUUACCGCAUGAUGUUACCUCACCUACCUGAGGUCCCACACGUCCAUGUUAACAGGCCCUGUGACCAGAAUUCAUUUAGUUUUUUCUGUCAUGUUUAAAUUUCAUAAUUCCAGUGACGUCAGUAAAUGUAGUAGUAGUAGUAGUAGUAGCAGCAGCAGCAGUAGCAGUAGUAAAAUAACGCCAUCAUGCAAAUGAAACGUUUCACUUGCGGACACACUAACGUAUAAAAGUGGAGAUGCAAUCUUCUUUUAUUUUAACGGUCUUCAAAUAUAUAUUUGCUCAGUUGUUGGGUAUCUGCAUUCACCUAUUCUUUCUUACAUUUCACCUCUAGAUUCUCCUGCCGUUGAGAGAAUUGUUAUCUCGUCUAAUUCAGUUAAUGAGGGUCAGUCUUUUAAUAUGACUUGCGUGACAUCUGGCUACGCAGAGCCAAAUGUUUAUUGGAUCAAAGGGAACAAUGGUGCGCGCAUUAAUGGCAGCGUCCUGACCUUCACCAACAUCAACAGAAAUGAUUCUGGACAAUACAGAUGUGAGGCAAAGAAUGCCUGUGGGAGUAACAGUAGAGUUCAAUCAAUUGAAGUGUUCUGUAAGUAUGAAACUACCCCGUAG